Anopheles funestus (African malaria mosquito) is the source of this 1941-nucleotide messenger RNA. RefSeq lists its product as uncharacterized. The annotation marks the transcript as partial. The transcript has 2 exons. Lineage: Eukaryota; Metazoa; Arthropoda; Insecta; Diptera; Culicidae. The record is from RefSeq and is a predicted model, not a curated record.
UUUCCGAUAAACAACCAGAUCAAUAAAUUUUUUCAGUCAGAAUCACCUGAACUCUGUCGGCUGCAUGGUGAUGUUUCACGGUUAUACCGUACAAUUCUGGAUAACUUUUUGGCAUCCGAAUACAUAGCCGGUUUGAAUGAAUUGAGCAAGGUAGUGUUCUGCCAGCAAAAUUAUAAACCAUUAGAAGAAAUGUACAUCGGCACGGAAAGUAUGCUGCUCAUGGAACAACACCUACAGUCUCGCACUCUCAACCAGCAAAUUGCCACGGAGGUUAGAACAAAUAUGCUUAACCUUUAUGUCACGCUCUGCAAUCAGAUUAACAAACGUAUCGAUCUAAGUGAUCCUAUUAUUAUUCAGAGCGCGAGAUUGGAUCCUAAAAAUUGGGUAGUUCCAGCACUGCUGUCCCUUCCACACUCCACGGCUUGUGUGGAAAGGUUAUUUUCGCAGUGUAAUCAAAAUAGAAAUAAAUUAAAGAAUUGAAUGACAACCGAAGUACUGGAAGGGCUACUAACAUCGAAAGAUUGCAUAAACCUGCAUAAAACUAAAAAUGGAAGUAUAGAAGUAACUAGCGAAAUGAAGAAGAAAUUUACAAGCGAUAUGUACAACAUGAAAAAUUGAAUGAGCGUAGAAGUGUGUAUUGCGGAACAAAGAAAAUGUAAAGAAUUGUAAAGUGAGAAAUGCGCUAAGAAAGAUAAGUGAAUGAAUUAAUCGUAAAACGUAAAUGGUAUAAUAUGGUAAAUAUGGGUAAAUUUGAAGUACCUGAAGUAUAAGAAGAGUAGAAAAUAAAUACGGUAAAAAUACCGCAGGAUGCGCCUGCGGAGGCUCUUAAUACGUAUACAUGCAAAUAAAGAGAACUUUUUUGGCACACCAUAGAGCGAAAUCUGCAUAUCGGUGAUGAAAAAAGUCUUAUUUAGUUAGAAAUGUUCAGCCUAAUUGUUGUUCACUUUAAUACCAUCAAGAAAAUGCAACGCAUGUUUAAUUUUGCCACGCACCAACUACCGUUUAGAGAAAGCUCUUUUUUAAAUUAUUAUUAUAUUUAAAUCCAAACAGUUAUAUUACUAUUUAAGAAUAGUGCUUUUAUUAUAUUACAGUUUACAAUGAUAAGUGCGUAAUGAUUAGUAGCGAAUUACAUCGAUAAGUGUGUACGGUUAAGGUAGGUUACUUUCCGCGUCCCUGUGUCCUGCUGCGUAUCGGCUUCACAUUCCGUUUGGAAUCAGGGUUUUUUAAAUCAUAUUAUUCUAUUAGUGUAAAUAUUAUAUUAGGCGUGUAUAGUGAUAAGUGCGUAAUAAUUAGUGACUAGCGAUAAGUGUCUACGGUUAAGUUAGAUUACUUCCAGCGUUUAUUUGUCCCUGCGCGUUUAAGCUACACGGCUUACCAUGAGUUCCAGUGAAGUGAAUAGUGGUAGCGUCCAGGUUGAAACCUGUUGAAUCAACGACGAAAUGCAAUGGAUUGCUGCAAGAUACUAGCAGAUGAGCAGAAGGCAAGAUUUACUAGGAAACGACAGGUACUGUACAGAGCCAGAAAGCGUCUUGCCCGUACUAGCAAUUCUGUUUUUUUCUAUAUGUGCUCUCCCUACGAAUAACCGGCCUUAGCAUGUGUCAUAUCAUUUCUGAGAACAGAAAUUGGCGCAGCCUGUAUGUUCGAUUCUGUUCUAGCCCUCAUAAGCGAAUUUUCCAUGAUAUGUCUUUAUGCGACCCGUAAAAACAUUGCCGUCACCGUGUAUGAAAGGUGAUAAUGUGCCUGCUUAUGUACUACAAAUUUACCCGAAAAUGAAGUUAGCUAGCGACUUUUUUCUGAUAUCGUUGCGACCGCUUCCCGAUAUUGGCUAGAACAGUCAGAAGUAACAAUAUGUUUUUUGGAGAUUUCUGAUGAAUGGGUUUCCAAUAACAAACGAACUUGAAAUUUACGCGAAAUAUAGAAUAUAGGCAAUAUAGAAAGUAC